AUGGGCAGCAAUUCUUAUACAUUGCUUCGUAGACUUCGGGAGUUAUUUAUUUUCGCCCUGAUAUUAGAAUGCCAUGGAAAAACACCUCAUAACGACCUUGUUCUUGUGAGAUAUCGCGGCAGAGUGCUAAAUAUUUGUUCGGGAAAGAGCAUAGGCGAAACUUUGGCCGUGAUUUUGGGCAAUGAUUCACUCACGACCGAUGUCAACGCUGGACUGGAACACCCACACUCGCACAUGUACAUAGGGGAUUCACGUUUGAGAGGUAGAAGACAUUGUGGCAACGGAGUUCUGCGAUUUCUUGAGUUCAACAAGUCAACGAAUUCGUUCAAUGCACUUGCAGCAGAUGAUAUUCCGUCAAUUGUGAAGCAUUCAUCCUUCGUCGUCUCUGUUACCAAUCCCAGAAAGGAAGGUGUGAAGUCCAGCAUUCAGCUACAGGACUCCUUUCAGCAUGACCUGAACGUGGCAGGAUUGACUACGGAUGCAUCCACAGCUCAGGUGUAUGUAGGCAGUGUCGAUCAGCUGGAGCAGCAAUAUGCUCCACAUCACAAGAUGAUACAGCUGUUUAUGCAGAGAUAUCCAGCAAAGAAGCUCCGUGCUGAGGAUGGCCCUCAAAAGGCGCUGUCAGGUGGUGCAUGCCUUCCUGGCUACCUUCACUGGCGAUAG
Molecule: messenger RNA, 663 nt
Organism: Closterium sp. Yama58-4
Lineage: Eukaryota; Viridiplantae; Streptophyta; Zygnematophyceae; Desmidiales; Closteriaceae
Source: the annotation of a GenBank genome assembly